GCUUGAGGUCGAAGAUAGGGCCCAACGCCAUGUCUUGCACUUGAAUCGUAGUUUCCAGCGACAAGACUCUUUCUGGUCAUUUUUCCCUUUGUGCGCUCCUUGCCUGUUAAGAAGAAUUACUGGUCAUAGUUCUGACUCGUUGGAAUUGUCAACUUCGGUUUCUACAUCCUUCGAAACCACGUUCUUGUGGUACGAGGUACGGGCGCAUCUGUGUCGAGGGUGGGUCUCUCAGCACUGCCAGUUUCAACCCUGCUUCCCUCAGCUUGACCUCUUCCCGUCACUCUUCGACUUGCCCAUCAACCUCUCGACCUUUCUCUGUACUACCCGAGAGGUCUGUAUAUCUAUCAGUACUUCAACCAGCCAUUCAUUUCAAUAUUUCACCCUUAACCGUCCCAACAGGUAUCGUCGCAGGCUCAAUGUUCGUAUCCUCGACGAUGCCUGGACGGUAGUGCCGGAUACCACUGUCAUUGCCUUUGCGCAGCCUCUCCUCCAGUCUGUUUCGAUCAUAGGAUUACUGCAAAAAGUCGCGGUCGCUGUCAGAAGCGUUUGCCCAUCAGCAUCAACCUCAAGCCUAGAAAACCGAGUCCUUCCGAACCCUCCUAUUGCUCGACCCUUUCCUGUCUGACAAUCCAGGCCUAAAAGGAGGGAUACCAAGAGAAGAACGGAGACGUCCUCGAUCAUCAGGUGCAAUGCAAGUCUCCAGCCUGCUCUCUAACGAGGAGCAUACACCACCCAAAAAGAUGCCUCCUGCAAAAUCGAUCUCUUUCGAACUCCUCCUAGACGAGGGCUCAAAGACAAGGGCACGCAUUCCUCUUAGGGUUGUGUUAAACACCCAUGACAGUGCUGAGUCUAUCAUCACUACGGUGAAGAAUUUCUAUGGCAUAUACGAUGGCAGAGGAGUGAGCUUCGAAGACGCACUAGGGAUUACACUCAUUCCCUCUUACGAGAACUUGGCGCCUGAUUCGACUGUCUAUGUGAGAAUUGUGCCAGCUCCUCAACAAGCCAUGGGAACGUACACUCACCCAGCCUACUGCAAUGAGAAUGGAUAUGAGCCAAGACGCCGACCGAGUUUAGGUGAACCUUUCCAGAUGUUGCCGCCUCACAUGCGGGAACUGUCUCACUCACCCUCGAGGUCGGCGUCUCGGCUCGCUCGAAAGAGAAGUGUCUCUCCUACACAAGGCCGAGGGCGAAGAAGUGCGUCGCAACAAAAAGGAGGCUCGUUUCCGACCGCCAGUCGAGGCUCUAGUGCCAAUGGCAGCUACCACGAAGACGACGGUUACAGUGACAGCGAAGCUGGGCGCAGUUCAGUCUCUGGAUCCAAGAAAGCCAGAAGCGAACAGUUUGUGAGUUCAGAGAUCAGCACUGCCAAUGUGCUACAAGAUGGUAGGCGCGGCCAGACCAUUUUCGAUAGCUCGACCUUGCCUCUCUUCGUUCCUCCACAAGUCCCAGUAACUGCAUCACAAUCCUCCAUAUCACCUCAGCGAAGAUCGCUUCCGCAAGAAGGUCCCUCACCGUUCCAUCCUCCGGCCCAAAAGUUCGGACUGCAACAAAUCCCAAUACUGUCCCCACAGACCUAUGGGCCAAUUCAUAAUGCGUAUGGGUCAGGCGUAGGCGCCGAGAUGGGGACACCUGUACCUCAACAUGGCCAUCGGCUGCGAGACAGAUCUAUCUUGCACCAAGGCCACAGUGGGCGACAAGGAAGUGGAGUGCUGCCUACCCCUGAUCCUACUGUCGCAAGUUGCAUCUCGGAUGAAGAUGUCGCCCGCACGCUGAUCGCCCUUGGAGACGCUUCCAACUACUCACAUGGACGUACCUCGAAUUCGACUCUCGAUGAAACAUUCAGCGGCGCCGCCGAUGCUGCUUCAUCGACCGGUGCAACCAGCGAUAGUGAGGAAUAUGGCGAUGCAGAAGGAGGCUUGCCUAAGUAUACAAAAGUCUUGGAGGAUGAGGAUGAGGACUAUGAUCAGAGCAGUCCCGCUCGGGAGCAAGAUGAUUACGAGGGCCAGCCAAAGAUCAAAAAGAUCAAAACCAAGAUGCAUGAUGGCCCAAGCAAUGGCUACCGAGCAACACCGAACUCAUCCUUGAAGAAUGGAAAAUCUUCCAAGAUACGCUCCAACACUCUACCAAAGACUGCCAAACACUCAGUUCAGCCAAGUCUAAGCAAGGUCACCUCUGCGCCCACUGCUGGGGGGCAAGCUCGAAAGUUGUCUGGGUCGAGCGUCAAUUUCCAGCAUCAAUUGGGCGCGGACGAAGAUGACCUUUCCUCCAAACCUCGUUGCCAACGAUGUCGAAAGAGCAAAAAAGGUUGCGAUCGUCAACGACCUUGCGGACGAUGUAAAGAUGCGGGCAUUGGCAUUGAGGGAUGCAUCAGUGAGGAUGAAGGUAAUGGUCGCAAAGGCCGUUAUGGUCGGCACAUGGGUGUUCCUGUCAAGAAGUCAGCCGGCGACGACUUGGACGAAGAGGAGUCCGUCAUGACCGGCCCCGGUGCACUGAUGGGCGGUGCGCUUGUCAGCAGCAGCCCCGAUAAGAGCAAGAAGAGAAAGAGAUGAUCAGCGGCGUCGUUCGUUGUAUAUUGAGAGUGUUACAGCAAGGAUUCUGGGAAUCACCAAAAGCAAGUCAUGGUCAACAGGUAUAGAAUGGGAUUGUCGACCAUCUGAGAUAGGAUCAAAGGGACCGCGAGGCCUUUCGACGGGAUGAGAAGAUUGACCACGAUGGCGAGUGUCUUAUUUGCUUUGUGUUCAUGUUUGUCUGAACUGGAAGUACAAUGGAUUCCAGGGCCUGAAGGAGGAAUAGUGGCGGGACAUUGCAGUCUGUCUCCUUUUAUUUGAAGUUUUUGGUACGGACAAGAGUAGGCGAAUUUUGUGGAUUGUCGUUUCCGAAGCAAGAGGUUGAUCCUGGAUUCAAUCGCGUUCAUGAGUGCACGAAAUGAGAAGACUUUGAUUGUCAUUGGGAAUCUGAUCUGAUCUUUUACAUGACCUUCACACCACAUCAAAUGAAGGCCCAAGUUAUUACGAGCACUUUGGUAUACCAGAGUGACCAGGCGAGACUGCAUCGCGAGAUCGUACGAAUCCAGUGGCUCACCACGUGAUCAUGUGCUUACCUAAUUAC
Exophiala xenobiotica is the source of this 3108-nucleotide messenger RNA. RefSeq lists its product as uncharacterized. The transcript has 3 exons. Lineage: Eukaryota; Fungi; Ascomycota; Eurotiomycetes; Chaetothyriales; Herpotrichiellaceae. Gene Ontology annotation, biological process: regulation of DNA-templated transcription. Bases 690 to 2549 code for a protein of 619 amino acids. The record is from RefSeq and is a predicted model, not a curated record. Gene Ontology annotation, molecular function: zinc ion binding; DNA-binding transcription factor activity, RNA polymerase II-specific.